Molecule: messenger RNA, 4023 nt
Organism: Nothoprocta perdicaria
Lineage: Eukaryota; Metazoa; Chordata; Aves; Tinamiformes; Tinamidae
Product: histone H2B 5-like
Exons: 2
Coding region: 43-423 (126 amino acids)
Cellular component (GO): nucleosome
Molecular function (GO): protein heterodimerization activity; DNA binding; structural constituent of chromatin
Source: RefSeq, a predicted model, not a curated record
ACGGAGGUUUCCUCGCUCUAAGCACCGGCGAAAGCUUCCAAGAUGCCAGAGCCAGCCAAAUCCACCUCUGCGCCCAAGAAGGGCUCCAAGAAAGCGGUGACCAAGACCCAGAAGAAGGGGGAUAAGAAGCGCCACAAGAGCAGGAAGGAGAGCUACUCCAUCUACGUGUACAAGGUGCUGAAGCAGGUGCACCCGGACACCGGCAUCUCCUCCAAGGCCAUGGGCAUCAUGAACUCCUUCGUGAACGACAUCUUCGAGCGCAUCGCGGGCGAGGCGUCGCGCCUGGCGCACUACAACAAGCGCUCCACCAUCACCUCGCGCGAGAUCCAGACGGCCGUGCGGCUGCUGCUGCCCGGCGAGCUGGCCAAGCACGCCGUGUCCGAGGGCACCAAGGCUGUCACCAAGUACACCAGCUCCAAGUAGCUGGCGCUCGUCGCCAGCGGGACUUGUAGGUGGACAGGGGCGACGGGGGGCAGCUGCUGCACGGAGAAAUGUCACCACCGCUACUCCCGUUUGUGGGGCAUGGGCAUUCGGAGCUGCCUCCUGAGCGAGGGGGCGGUGAGCUGCACGUGGGCUUGUUUUCCUGCCGGGACACGCUGCGGGUUUUGUGCGUCGCGCCGCAGGCAGAGGAGGCCUCUGCUUCCCCAUCUCACGCGGAGGAGGCCGCGCUCUCCUCCGCGCUCGGAGCAGACCCGUGCCUGGCGCUCGCAGGGCGCACGCGCGGUGUUGGCACGCGGGCUCUGAAGUCUCCCUGGGGCCGGCCCGUCUCAUUGCCCUCUCACAGGCUGGGUUGCAGCAGGUGGUGCCCACUGCAGAGCACCCAUAGCGAUUAAAAGGAGGCCUGUGCUGGACCAGGCUGCAGGAGGCCUCUGAAAGAAGCAGCCCAGGGAGUGGGCCAGCACCAUGGGACACAUCAGUGCUAGCAUCCCACUGAACUGGCCACAGGGUGUGGGGCACCUGGUCCCUGCUCACCUCAGGACAGCCCAGAUGUCUGAGCUGCCUGUGCCGAGACCUGGGAAAGGAGAGGGAGACGUUGGGUGGCCUCCCGCCCCUGGCUGCUGCUUUGCCUGCUUCAGGAUCCUGCUGUGCUCUGCAAGAUGCUGCUCUUUCCACCGCUGUCCGAGACCUCCUCUGCCGCGAUGCUGCUGGCGCUUACCCGCCUCCCAGGGACACUUGACAUCAUUUUAAACAACUUCAGAUAUUCCCCAUGCCUUCUCAAACAUCAUAGAAAGGUGAGCAAUAAUAAAGCCUUGUUAAAAGCCAUAGAGAUGGGUGGAGGAAACUCUCCAUCUAAAAUAGGUCUUGGUGGAGAUGCUGGGCAGCACGGUAAGGCCUGGGUAGAACUGGUGUGAAUCCAAAGCUUCCCGUUCGAAACACAGCACAGCCAAUGGUGAAAAUAAAUCUAAAUCUCUGGUAGGCUGUAGUACCUCAGAUCAAAAAUGUCCAUGUCUUUAAAAUAGCAACUGAUUGUUAUUCUGUGAAGGAAAGGGCAGCAAAACCAGGAAAGCCAUUAGAUCAGCUUCACCCCAAACUCCCAGACUUUCUUUUUAAUGAAAAUGUAAAUUAAUUCUCCAAAAUAAUAACCUUGUACUACAUCUCUCAUUUAUCUGUAUGCUUUUUUGUUUUGCACUGUGGGAGUGAUGAGGACCCUUGAAAAACUGGUUGCUUUUGGAACUGCAGAAUUCUGCUGUUCCAGAAUGUUCAGUUGCUUCUUGUUUGUUUAUUUUUUUAAGGGUUGUAGUAACUUUGCAGUUGGUCCUGAAGCAGGAACUGCACAGAACUGCACAGCCAAACGCAUCUCUGGGAACCUAGGGCAGCAUGGGCCCCUCGGUGGUGCUGUGCUGGAAAGAAGUGCAAAUCCACACCUCCCGUUUGGAUCGGUCCUCUGUGGUACAGUCCUGUGCCAACCAGCUCUUCCAUACCCACCUGCAAGGGCUGAGCAUGGAAGGCCAUUGCUCCAGAGAUUUCCUUCCAUUCCCAUGGAAGGCCAUUGCUCCAGAGAUGUCCUUCCAUUCCUUUCCUGAAAUGUGGAGUCCCCACACCAGGAGACAGGCCUUUCUUCCCAUGCUUUGCUCACUGAUCAUACACACCCCGGGGCUUUCAGCUGCAUUUAAUGCAAUGACCCCAACAGGAAUCUCUUGCAGUAUCUUGCAGCAUCUCCUGCAAUCAGCACCAGCAUGGGUUCCCAGUGCUGGUGUCUAUGUUUGGUGGCCACAGUCCAUCCCAUUUGGCCAUGACCCUGUGGAAGUGCCAGCUUAGCAGAUCCUUCUGUUUUCCAAUCAAACAGCCAAAGGCAGGAACCAGACAUGAAAAUAUACCUGGACUGGACGUAAAGCUGCUGUCAUUGACCCUCCUUCCACCAAAAAGAGAAUGGCACAGCAGGGGAAUGAAUAUAAAGUGGAGGGCUACUUGGCAGCACUGAAACUUUUUCCUCCAACCCAAUGAGUCAGAAUUCCUCACAUCAGGAUUUCCCUGUGAUACAGGAACAGAGGGGCAAACAGGACUGUUCAGUUCAAUGCUACAUGUGCAAGCCAGGCUGCUGCUGGGCCUCCCCCAGCUUUACUCAGCACUGCUUCCCAAUCCUCAUCACUUCGCAGCAGCCCAGAAGGCUGAAGCUCUACUUCAGCCUCCACGGGCAGUGCAGCCGCCCGCAGCAAGGAAUCCAGAAAAUAAAAUUAAACCUUCUUGCUGCUGAGUCUCCUGGCCCAGUACCGCAGCAGGGGGAGCAAGGCUGGGCUCUCAGACAAGAAAUUCUGGCCCGUUGCACAGAGUCACAGCGAGCGUCGGGCUCCUUUUCCGCUCUCUGAGGUGGCACUGUUGUCAAAUCUAUUUUGGGGGAUUGUUUUGGAGAGGAAAAGAGACAAUUUAAGGAGGGUUUAAAAAUACUUCAAGUCUUGGAGAGGAUUUUUGUAUCGUUUAAAGAAAAGUCACUGUGAUUGAACAUCUCCAUCCCUUUAUAAUUUAGGCUGUAGCUUGGCACAUAUUUUGCUCUUUGCUCUCCCCUCUCAAAUUCUUUGAUUUUCCCCUGACAACACGAAGAACAGGACCAAAGAGUUGAUCCAUUAAAAUGAACCUUAAAACCUCUCCUAUUUUCUCCUCGCAGGCUUCAUUUUAAGCUAGGUCUGGUCCUUAAUCUGGACUGUCACCAUCAUGCAAACAUCAGGGACAGUCACUGGUCCCACCAACCAGCAUAAACUAGGGCUGCCUCUGAAGAUAGUUAACAGCACUUGUGGAGUCGUGGCCCAUGUGUGAAAAGACAAAUGGAAAAGAUACAUAUGUGUGUGUGUCUUGAACUGCUGCCUGAAAAGACACAACUUCCCACAGUUACCUGCUCGCACUGGCUCCUGGUCACGCCACUUUAAUUGGAAUUAUUGUGGCAGUGACAGGCUUUGGACUGAGGCUUAAAAGUAGAGAUAAGAGAAAAUAGUCUAAACAUUCAAGGAUCAAAGUAUUGAUUGCCCGCUUAGCAGACAGAGUUGUGGCAUGUUCCAAAAGUCCCUUGCCAUGGGAUUUUCUGCAAAACCUGCUUUUAAAGAGGUGUAUUUCCAGUUCUUGGGGUUGAUAAAAUACUUUAAAAAUGUGGAUAACGCACAAAGCCCCCCUCUCCCCUUCCUUACUCCUACGACCACCCCAGCAGCAUCUCUGAGAUACCUCUGUGCUUUGCCAGUAACAAACCAAACGCAGGCUGCAAGUUGGCAAAAGGAAACUGCAGAAGACUAAUACAGGUCUUGGUUACCCCCAUAGGGGUUGCUGCACAGGGGCAGUGUUGAGGUUUACUCAUCAGGACGGAUAGGUCCGUAGUCAAGCACUAGGCAGAAAGAGUAGCAGCAGCAAGUGCAGGACGAGUACAAGUGCAGGACGGGUUGUGCCUGUCCUGGACAGCACCGUCAUCUGAGGAAGUGGCACCCGGCGGCCAAGAGAGCCCUUCCCGGGGUAGCCCGUGUCACUGCGUGUCCCUUUGCCCCCCACAGACAGCAGCAUAGAGGCAGUCCCAGGUCCUGGCGGCCCUGGAGCCGAGCCUGG